Messenger RNA from Eufriesea mexicana, 1032 nucleotides. RefSeq names its product GTPase Era, mitochondrial. Lineage: Eukaryota; Metazoa; Arthropoda; Insecta; Hymenoptera; Apidae. The transcript has 3 exons. Bases 1 to 1032 code for a protein of 343 amino acids. The record is from RefSeq and is a predicted model, not a curated record. Gene Ontology annotation, cellular component: mitochondrial matrix. Gene Ontology annotation, molecular function: GTP binding; rRNA binding; ribosomal small subunit binding. Gene Ontology annotation, biological process: ribosomal small subunit assembly.
AUGAUAUUCUCAAUUAGAAAGUAUGUGGUGCACAAUAAUGUAUAUUUUUUAAAACGAUCCUUUUUCUACUCUGUUAUUCUAAAUGCUAACAAUCAAGAAAGUGUUACAUCACAAUUUAACGAUGAGACAAAAUUACACGAAAAAAAUAAAAAACUGUUGAAUGUUGCAAUAUUAGGUUUACCAAAUGCUGGGAAGAGUACAUUAAUAAAUAAACUUAUACACAGAUCUGUUUGUCCUACAUCUUCAAAAGUACAUACUACGUUACAUAAAGCAAAAGCAAUAUAUACAGAAGGAGAUACACAAAUUGUAUUUAUAGAUACUCCUGGAUUAGUAAAUUCUCACGAAAUAAAAAAAUAUGAACUAUCAAAAACAUUCAAAAAAGAUCCUGAAACUGCAGUCAAUGAAGCAGAUAUUAUUGGAAUAAUACAAGAUGUAACUAAUAUCUAUACUAGACAUAAAAUUGAUAAUUUUAUCCUUGAUUAUAUAAAUAAUAAAAGAGAAGAUACACAACUAUUGAUGAUUUUUAAUAAAGUAGAUAAAUUGAAGAAAAAGGAAUCAUUACUCAAUCUUACAAGGAUGAUAAUAAAUAAUAAAAAUUACCCAAAAUUUAAUGAUAUUUUUAUGGUAUCUGCACUUACUGGAGAUGGUGUAAAUGAUCUUCGGAAUUAUCUGCUUGAUUCAAGUAAAAUUAAAGAUUGGAAAUAUGAAGAGGAAUAUUAUACUGAUCAACAAAUUGAAACUAUAACAGAACAAACAGUUAGAGCUAAAUUAUUAGAUAUACUUCCACAUGAUAUGCCAUACAAAGUAAAAAUAGAAAUAGAACAUUUCACUAUAGGUGAUGAUGGUACUAUCAAUGCCUAUGUAACAUUAAAUUGCCCUAAACAACGUUUUGUAAAAUCUUUACUGAAAGCAAAAGCUGCUAAAAUUAAAUGCUUAUCAUAUUAUGUAGAAAAAGAAUUACGUCAUGCAUUUAGAACUACUGUGAUUGUUCGUAUAAAUGUUUGUACAAAAACUAAUUCAAUAAAACUAUAA